Messenger RNA from Otolemur garnettii (small-eared galago), 2546 nucleotides. RefSeq names its product Kruppel like factor 11 (gene KLF11). Gene Ontology annotation, biological process: regulation of transcription by RNA polymerase II. The record is from RefSeq and is a predicted model, not a curated record. Bases 150 to 1709 code for a protein of 519 amino acids. The transcript has 4 exons. Lineage: Eukaryota; Metazoa; Chordata; Mammalia; Primates; Galagidae. Gene Ontology annotation, molecular function: DNA-binding transcription factor activity, RNA polymerase II-specific; RNA polymerase II cis-regulatory region sequence-specific DNA binding.
CGCGCCGGGGCAGAGCCGCGCGGGCGGGCGGAGGCGCGCGCCGGCCGCAGGAGCUCUGGGUUACUGCCGCUCGCCGCGCACGUGCGGCCGCUGCAGUGCGCGGAGCUCACACAUCGCACCUGUUUUGUUGCCUCUUGACUGCCUGCACCAUGCACGGGCCGGGCUCCGCUGGCCUGGGCGACGCGCGCGCGGUUGACAUCAUGGACAUAUAUGAGUCAAUCCUGGAGAGGAAGCGGCAUGAUAGUGAGAGGUCUUCGUGCAGCAUCUUGGAGCAGACAGACAUCGAAGCUGUUGAGGCUCUUGUUUGUAUGAGCUCAUGGGGUCAAAGAUCCCAGAAAGGUGACUUAUUAAAGAUAAGACCCCUCACACCUGUCUCUGACUCUGGGGAUGUCACCACCACUGUGCAUGUGGAUGCCUCUGCACCUGAGCUACCAAAGGACUUCCAUUCUUUAUCAACUCUGUGCAUAACUCCUCCUCAGAGCCCUGAUCUCGUGGAACCAUCAACAGGGAUACCUGUUUCUUCCCAAGCAACUGAUUCCAAAGUACAAGUACGCAAAGUCAUGGCCAUGCCCCCGUCCUCUGCUUUUGCAGCCAGAGUGCUGAGCAGGAGGGUGGAAAGGGGCUUGCCAGGUUUGAAGCCAGAGCCACUAGAGCCAGCCCCUGGCCCCCCCUGCAGAGCCAUGGUGACCAGUGUGAUCCGACACACUGGGGAGACUCCUCUUCCCAUCCACUUUCCUACUAUUCAGACUUCAGAACAACAACUUUCUGACAACAGAGAAGGAGAAGCACAGUUUCUGGGACAUUUUGACACUUUGCAGAACUCAGGCCUCACAGAUGGUUUACUCAGCACUAACUCAGUGUCCUGUCAGCCUUGUUUGCACAAGUCUGGGAGCCUGCUCCCCACUGACAAAGGCCAGCAGGCAGGGUGGCCUGUUGAAGUUCAGACCUGCUCACCAAAGAAUUAUGAAAAUGACUUGCCAAGGAAAACCACCCCUCUCAUCUCUGUCCCUGUCCCCAGUCCUCCUGUUCUUUGCCAAAUGAUCCCUGUAACUGGACAAAGUGGCAUGUUAUCAACUUUUUUGAAGCCCCCUCCACAAUUGUCUGGGGGGACUGUCAAAUCCAUACUACCCCAGGCUGCUCCGGUGCCUCCACCUGUGCUGGUGGGACCUCCUGUGCCUCAGGGAGCUGUCAUGCUGGUUCUGCCCCCAGGAGCGCUCCCUCAGCCUGCCACCUCUGCCAGCAUCAUGGCUAUUGGGAAUACCAAGUUGUUGCCCCUUGCCCCUGCUCCAGUGUUCAUUGCCUCCAACCAAAAUUGUGCCCCUCAGGUAGACUUUUCUCGAAGGAGGAAUUAUAUUUGCAGCUUCCCAGGCUGCCGGAAGACCUACUUCAAAAGUUCCCACCUCAAGGCUCAUCUUCGUACUCACACAGGGGAGAAGCCUUUCAACUGCAGCUGGGAUGGCUGUGAUAAAAAAUUUGCUCGUUCAGAUGAACUGUCUCGCCACCGCAGAACUCACACAGGGGAGAAGAAGUUUGUGUGCCCGGUGUGUGACCGGCGUUUCAUGCGCAGCGACCACCUAACAAAGCAUGCCCGGCGCCACAUGACUACCAAGAAGAUCCCGGGCUGGCAGGCAGAGGUGGGCAAACUGAACAGGAUUGCCUCUGCAGAGUGCCCUGGCAGCCCACUCGCAACCAUGCCAGCUUCUGCCUGAAAGGUCGGCUGGGGCUUAACGCAGGGGAUUUUUAAAAAGCCUCUUUUCAGGAAUGGAACUGAUGGGUUCCUCUCCAAAAAAAAUGGUCUGGGGAGCUAGGGCACAGUUGGGGAGCUGGUUCUGAUGAAAGUUAUGUUAACUUUUCUUUUCUGGUUGGGACCCUGUUCAAUAUCUUUUGUAGUUUGAGAAAUUUUUUUUUAGGGAAAUGGAAGAAAAUUUGGUAAUUUGAAUCACCAGCAUUCAGGCAGACAUUUCGGCAAUAAAGUUUACAAAAUCUGGAUUUUUACAGUCUUUCUAUUCAUGUUUGAUAGAAAUAAGACAGGGUACUAAUUUUUAUACUAUUUUUUAUAAGAAUAUUUAUAUUGUUGGUGUGCAGAUCACCAAUUUCUAGAUAGAUGAUUUUACAACCUUCUUUUCUGUGUUUAAUAGCAAAGUUUUUAUAUGACCCUGGCCUUUAGUAAACUUGACACAUUGUUUAGCCAAAACCAAACAAAAUCACACAUCUGUUAUCACGACUUUUAGGUCUAAGAAUUUUUUUGAAAUUAGAACUGGCUGAAUAAGGGCCUCUUAAAAGAAAAGGGAAAAAUACAUUUUGCAGUCAACUUCUUCAUAACAUUUUCAAGGGAAAUUCCAAGCAACCACUCCUGUCGCCCAAGGAACUAUAGUUUUGGUUGACUUAAAGGUGGGACUUGUGAAGGAUAUACCCCAGAGAGUAGCUUACGCCACUGGGUGGACCCCAGCAGCAGCAACUGGUGCAGGAUCAUGCGUCUGUGGGUAAUGUCAGCUUUCAGGUUACUGCUGUGCUGCAAGCAAGCCAUUUGGUUUCCUGAAUUUUUA